Molecule: messenger RNA, 339 nt
Organism: Belonocnema kinseyi
Lineage: Eukaryota; Metazoa; Arthropoda; Insecta; Hymenoptera; Cynipidae
Exons: 2
Coding region: 1-339 (112 amino acids)
Source: RefSeq, a predicted model, not a curated record
AUGCAGACAACCACAAAGUCCGUUUGCUCACUUCUGAACUGGUCAGUAUUGUCUGGAGUCCUGAAAAUACUUUAUAAGAGUGGGCGAAACUCUGAAUCCUCAAAAGUAAAAGCUUCCUUGUAUACUCAACGAAUACAGGUGGCUGCUUCGACAUGCACGGCAAAUAAAGUUGAUAAGCAAGAUAACAGUAACGGUAACCAGAAUAUGUCUUAUCACUACCAAUCACUGCAUUUACCGGUUAAAAGAGAAACUCACCUUGAGGCUAGAUGUUUCUUUGGAUGUGGAAGGAUUCCGCAAAAUGCGGCGAGAAACAAAAGGACGGCGAUAAACAAGGUUUGA